Molecule: messenger RNA, 300 nt
Organism: Adineta steineri
Lineage: Eukaryota; Metazoa; Rotifera; Eurotatoria; Adinetida; Adinetidae
Source: the annotation of a GenBank genome assembly
AUGGAUAAAACAAAUGCAUUAAAUAAUCGAACUGAUUCGACAAAUUAUGUUCGAGAAUUAAAACGAUUUCAACCUAAUAAUACAUUUACAGUAUGUAUUGCUAGUGAAAAAUCUCCUUGUAAUAUUCAAAUUCGAUAUCAAACAAUUGAAUUAGAAGAUGAAAAUCCAAUAUUAUUUGAUCAAGAAAUAAUUCCAAUCGAGAAAUAUGUUCUACAAGGAGAAUUUGAAACACAUCGAUCUCGUCAACUAAUAUUAAUAAUGAACAAUCACGUUCUCCACGUACAAUUUGGUAUCGAAUAA